Episyrphus balteatus (marmalade hoverfly) is the source of this 1918-nucleotide messenger RNA. RefSeq lists its product as uncharacterized. Lineage: Eukaryota; Metazoa; Arthropoda; Insecta; Diptera; Syrphidae. The transcript is spliced from 5 exons. The coding region runs from base 260 to 1657 and encodes 465 amino acids. The record is from RefSeq and is a predicted model, not a curated record.
CGAAAUAACAAACGCAACUUUGCGACUAAGUGCAUCUCUCUGAUCGCGCUGAUCACUGAUCGUUCAAGACGACGACGCGAAGCCACCUUUCUUCCGUGUGUUGUACACCAUCCUUGUGUUGUAUUCUGUGCAUUCUCUACACAUUUCUGGCAAUCUUCUGUGUUUUUUAAUGGAUUACAGAGUGUUAACACCGCUAACGUAGUAGAAACUAAAAAAAAAGCCAACAAAAAGUCGGGAAACAAAACGUAGAACAAGCAUCAUGCUGCGAUCUAAGAAUUACUGCUGCAAUCAGCAAAGUUCACACUUGGCAAUUUUAAUUUGCAUCUACGUGGUGCAAUAUGUCGCGGCUGCAACCGUUGUUGGCAGCUUAGGACUUGCUUCAGGCGCCUCCGUAUCUAAUACCACUUCAAGCCUGCAUAAUCUGCCACAGGAACAAGCUAAUACUUUGGACGCAGGGACUUACGAAAUUCGUGCCGUUUCCGGAGAACCAAAUUACAAGUCAGUCAACCUUACGUGGGAAGUAGAAUUUGUACCGGCUACUACCAAUGACACCGAUGCAUUGCCACCGCCAAAAACUUUUCAAAUAUUUUACUGUGAGAUGCAAUCAUUCGGACCUCAUCGAUGUCGUUCAAAAGUCAUUGAAGAUAAAAAAUUAGAAUUGGACAAAGAAAAUGAACCCAUUAUGCAUUACACUGCUAGAGUUGAUAAUCUUCGAAUGGCUACCAAGUAUAGCUUCCACAUUAAACCGCAAUUAAAGAAGAAAAAUCUAAAGAUCAGUGGCAGAUCGGAAUUGUUGGACAAUGAAGUCGAAAAUGACCUAUUUCAGGGACAAUCUAUUAUUAUUCCAACUAAAGGCUUUUCAGCCCAAGCUACUAAAUGCCUUCCACAUGCAUCCGAAAUUGAAGUUGAAACUGGACCGUAUUUUGGUGGAAAGAUAGCGGUCGAUGGUGGAAAUUGUGGAGUCAGAGGGAAUCCAAAGGCACCCACAGACAAAUAUGUGAUGAGGAUUGAUCACAAAAUGUGCGGAAGCUUAGUCAAGCCAGAAACCAAUACGGUGGAAACUUUUAUAACAGUUCAAGAGAAUUUAGGCAUUUUUACUCAUAGUACAAGGAGAUUUGUAGUCGUUUGUAGUUUUCAGUCAGGAAUGCAAACUGUUAGAGCUAGUUUCACAGUUCCUGGCAAAGGGGGAGUCGCAGCUGCCGUCGAGAAUGAUCCAUUUGAGCCUGAUCGAAUGGGCAGAGAGCAGAGGCAAAUGAAUUUUGUUGACAAAAGUGGCUUGGUUUUAAAGGAAGAGGCUAGUGUUGACGAAGAAGAAGUCAGUACAAUGGCAACAGUGGCGAUAGUUGAAGAUAUAAUUCCUGGAGUCAAUGAAGAAGACAUAAAACAUGAACCGACUGAAGCUGAAGAAAAUGAAGAACCAGUUAUGUAUCAUCGGCAGGCAAAAUUUGCCAAGCUUAUCAAUCAACUCGAUGAUGAACGAGGGACACAUCAAAUUAAGAGUGACUUCCAAAAUUUUGCUGGUAACCUAGGAAGCGUGGUAUUAACAGUAUCACUAUCUGUGAUAAUGGUAGGAGUUUUUGUGUAUGUUGUGUUUCGCGAAUCAAGACGGAAUACAAUAUCGCGACGUAAUAUGCAACAGCUCCCUAAGAGCCCAUAAAAAGGUUGUAAGCUAACUAAUUUUUUUUUUUAUAAUUAAAUUUUAUUGAUAAGCUUAAUGAUUGGAUUUAUUUUGUCAUUUUGGUGACGAGUUGAAAUCCAAUCACAAUCAAAAGACUUUUCUAUGCUCAUUUGUCUUGUCGAAUUGUCGUUUUGUUAUCCACUUUUUGACUCAAGAUGACUGAGCAUAGUUGAUGUGCUCCUUCCUAUUAUUUCAAUUUAAAAUCUCGUUAGUUUUUUUAAGUUAAAUUAUAAAUGAUUC